Molecule: messenger RNA, 2588 nt
Organism: Meriones unguiculatus (Mongolian gerbil)
Lineage: Eukaryota; Metazoa; Chordata; Mammalia; Rodentia; Muridae
Gene: Gpc2
Product: glypican 2
Exons: 10
Coding region: 187-1926 (579 amino acids)
Biological process (GO): regulation of signal transduction; regulation of protein localization to membrane; cell migration
Cellular component (GO): extracellular region; plasma membrane; cell surface
Source: RefSeq, a predicted model, not a curated record
GGCUCCCAUUGUCUCCGCAGAUGCCGCCUGGUCCAGCUACCGUGCUAGGAUUGUUCGUUUUGGGGGGACACGCUCUUAUUCUUUUCUUCGAGUCGUCCCGCGGCCCAGAACGGAAUUCUAGAGUUGCGUGGACUCUUCUUCCCUCCUUAGGACCCACUUUGCCCCGUCUCCAGGGGGAGAGCAGCUAUGUCCGCGCUGCGACCUCUCCUCCUUUUGCUGCUCCCUCUGUGUCCUGGCCCUGGACCGGGGCGUGGGAGUGAGGCAAAGGUCACCCGGAGUUGCGCGGAGACUCGGCAGGUGCUGGGAGCCCGGGGAUAUAGUUUAAACCUGAUCCCGCCCUCCCUCAUCUCAGGUGAGCACCUGCAGCUCUGUCCUCAGGAGUACACUUGCUGUUCCAGUGAGACGGAGCAGAAGCUGCUCAGGGAUGCUGAGGCCACCUUCCGCAGCCUGGUGGAGGACAGCGGCUCCUUCCUCAUCCACACACUGGCUGCCCGGCACAGGAAGUUUCAUGAGUUUUUUCGGGAGAUGCUGUCUACAUCCCAGCAUUCCUUGGCCCAGCUCUUCUCGCAUUCCUAUGGCCGCCUAUAUUCCCAGCACGCCAUCAUCUUCAACGGGCUGUUCUCUGGCCUGCGGGACUACUAUGAGAAGUCUGGCGAGGGCUUAGAUGACACCUUGGCAGAUUUCUGGGCGCAGCUUCUGGAGAGGGCCUUCCCUUUGCUGCACCCCCAGUACAGCUUCCCUCCUGACUUCCUGCUCUGCCUUACUCGGCUCACUUCAACUGCUGAUGGCUCCCUGCAGCCCUUCGGGGACUCGCCCCGUCGCCUCCGCCUACAGAUAACCCGGGCACUGGUGGCAGCCCGGGCCUUGGUCCAGGGUCUGGAGACGGGAAGAAAUGUGGUCAGUGAAGCACUUAAGGUGCCCGUGGUGGAAGGCUGCAGGCAGGCCCUGAUGCGUCUGAUCGGAUGCCCACUCUGCCGGGGAGUCCCCUCGCUUCUGCCCUGCCGGGGCUUCUGCCUCAAUGUGGCCCAUGGCUGCCUCAGCAGCAGGGGACUGGAGCCCGAGUGGGGCGGAUAUCUGGAUGGUCUCCUGCUGCUGGCUGAGAAACUCCAGGGACCCUUUUCCUUUGAGCUGGCUGCUGAGUCCAUUGGGGUGAAGAUCUCGGAAGGUCUGAUGCACCUGCAGGAGAACAGUGGAAAGGUGUCAGCCAAGGUGUUCCAGGAGUGCGGGACCCCCCAUCCGGUGCAGUCCCGUAGCCGGCGAGCCCCGGCGCCCAGAGAAGAGGAGAGCCGGUCGUGGAGGGCGGCGGCGGAGGAGGAGCGGCCCACGACGGCGGCGGGCACUAAUUUGCACCGUCUGGUGUGGGAGCUCCGCGAGAGGCUGGGCCGAGUGCGGGGCUUCUGGGCCGGGCUGCCCGUGACGGUGUGCGCGGACGCCCGCAUGGCGGCCGACCUCUCGCAGGAGGCGGCGCCCUGCUGGACCGGCGUGGGGAGAGGCCGGUAUCUGUCGCCCGUGGUCGUGGGCGCCCUGAACGAGCAGCUCCGCAACCCGGAGUUAGAGCCCUCGGGUCCAGACGUCCCGACGCGGCGGCGGCGGCUACAUCUCCGAGCGGCUACGGCGCGGAUGAAGGCGGCUGCGCUGGGUCAGGACCUUGACAUGCAUGAUGAGGAUGAAGACGCCAGUGGCUCCGGAGGGGGACAGCAGUACGCAGACGACUGGAAAGCUGGGUCAGCCCCUGCGGUUCCCCCGGCCAGGCCUCCAAGGCCACCUCGUCCUCCUCGAAGGGACGGUCUGGGGGUCAGAGGAGGAAGUGGCAGUGCCAGAUACAACCAGGGCAGAAGCAGGAAUCUGGGAUCGUCUCUUGGUCUCCACGUCCCGUUCACCGUCAUUCUUUUCCCCUCAGCCCUCACCCUGCUUGGACUUCGAUAACCAGGGAGGGGUGCCCUGGCAUCAGAAGGGUUAAUGGCCUUUUUCCCUCCACCUCUCUCAGCUGAGCGUGAGGAAGAGCAGAAGGGGGCUACAGAGGGAGUAGAAAGGGACUUUGUGGGUGAAUGGCUGGGGCCCCGAAUCCAGGAGUUUCCCGUUGGUGGGUUGGGCAGUAGAUGGGUGUUCAUAAUAUUUAUUUUUUCAUUUGGGAACUGGGGAUAUUUAUUUAGGGAGUAUGGUUCCGCUCUUUUAAGGCUUGGGGCUCACUGAUGCAAAAGGCAGGGAGUGGGGUGUUGGGAAAAGGGUUGAAGGAAUUUGGAAGUGGGAGGGGUAGGGACUGUUGGCAUGGGGUACCUGGUAUUGAAAAGGAACAAAUAAACCUAGCUGGAGUGAUGUCACGCGCCUGUAAACCAUUAGUAUUUGGGAGGCUGAGGGAGGAGGAUUCAGAGUUGGAAACCAACAAAGCUAGGUGCUGACAGUGGGGCAGAGGGUGGGGUGGGGAAGUGGACCUGGGUUCUGUUGGCUCUUUUAAAAAUCAUGUUUCUUAAGUGUGGGGGAGGGGCAUCUUGUGACCUUUGCCAUCUGCAUCCUUACAAGCUUCCAUUUCAUAUCUCAGUGUUCAAGUCAGUGUUUAUUGGUUAAAUAAAUAAUAAUUUAUUGGACCA